Molecule: messenger RNA, 1925 nt
Organism: Onychostoma macrolepis
Lineage: Eukaryota; Metazoa; Chordata; Actinopteri; Cypriniformes; Cyprinidae
Gene: bmp7b
Product: bone morphogenetic protein 7b
Exons: 7
Coding region: 231-1514 (427 amino acids)
Biological process (GO): SMAD protein signal transduction
Cellular component (GO): extracellular region
Molecular function (GO): cytokine activity; growth factor activity
Source: RefSeq, a predicted model, not a curated record
CCAGUUUGCCAUCUGUACUCAGAGCUCUGUGCGUCUACAGGUUGAGCGUCUCCAGGACUGGUUUAAAACAAACGCAACAGGUUACAAGUGCGUUAAUGAAUCCGAGAGCGUUCUCGAGUGGGCGAAAUGUGGGAGCAAAAUAACUAAUUAAACCAGCGUUAACGUUUCAGUCAUCACCUAUUUGGAUUGGCUCAUUUGCAUUAGUGUGAAACUCUGCGCGAAAGUUCAUCAUGGUUUCGUUGCUGGAUUUAAGCGCUCUUGUUCUGUUGCUCGUUUGGGGAUAUUGCGUCCUGGCGGACACGGUCUUUACAAACUUUACUCUGGACAACGAGGUCCACUCUAGUUUCAUCCACCGGCGCUUGAAGAGCCAGGAGCGCCGGGAGAUGCAGCGGGAGAUCCUGUCAAUCCUCGGGUUACCGCACCGGCCGCGGCCGCACCUCCACGGCAAGCACAAUGCCGCGCCGAUGUUCAUGCUGGAUCUGUACAAUGCCAUGUCCACUGAGGGAGACGAGGAGGGCUUCUCGUACCCGUACAAGCCCGUUUUCACCACUCAGGGACCGCCAAUCGCGACCCUUCAGGACAACAACUUUCUGAACGACGCGGACAUGGUCAUGAGUUUUGUUAAUCUAGUUGAACAUGAUAAGGAGUUUUUGCCUGUGAGGCGCCAUCACAGAGAAUUCCGAUUUGACCUGUCCAAGAUUCCGGAGGGUGAAGCGGUGACUGCUGCAGAGUUCCGCAUCUACAAGGACUUUGUUCCAGAACGCUUUGAUAAUGAGACCUUCCGCAUCAGCGUCUACCAGGUGCUGGAAGAACAUUCAGACAGGGACUCAGAUCUAUUCCUGCUGGACUCGCGGGUGAUCUGGGCAGCAGAAGAGGGCUGGCUGGUGUUCGACAUCACAGCCACCAGUAACCACUGGGUGUUGAACCCAGGCAGGAAUCUGGGCCUGCAGCUCGCUUUGGAGAGUUUGGAUGGUCAGAGCGUGAACCCAUGGGUGGCGGGGCUGGUGGGCCGCAGCGGCCCCCAGAGCAAACAACCCUUCAUGGUGGCCUUCUUCAAAGCCACGGAGGUCCACAUCCGCAGCAUCCGCUCCGCACAGGGCGGCAACAAGCAGCGCAAUCCCAACCGCUCCAAAACCGCCAAGGGCCAGGAGGCACUGCGUGUUGCCAAUAUUGCAGAGAACAGCAGUGCGGAUCAGAAGCAGGCCUGUAAGAAACAUGAGUUGUACGUUAGUUUUCGAGACCUUGGAUGGCAGGAUUGGAUUAUAGCUCCUGAAGGAUACGCUGCAUAUUACUGUAUGGGAGAAUGUGCCUUUCCUCUCAAUUCUUACAUGAAUGCCACAAACCAUGCCAUUGUACAGACUUUGGUUCACUUUAUCAACCCUGAAACGGUUCCAAAACCAUGUUGCGCCCCUACACAACUCCAUGCUAUCUCCGUUCUGUAUUUCGACGACAGCUCCAAUGUCAUCCUGAAGAAAUACCGCAACAUGGUGGUCAGAGCGUGUGGCUGCCACUAGAGUCCUGUCAGACACACACACACACACACACACACACAUAGACACACACAGUCACACAUCUGACUGCUCCUCAUUUGCUUAUAAAAAGGAGCACCAACAAGUUCCCAGCAAAACCAUAUGAAGAUCUCAAGCCAAUUCCAGAAUUUCGUUUACCAAGGACAAUAUGCAAAACUGUCUUAUAUGUACAAAAAUUUAUGUUUAAUGUUUAAAUAUGGCAAAAAAGUGAAAGGAAAUUUCCACAAGUGACAUCUGUCUUACACAAACACCAACAUAUGUAUGCACACAUAUACAUGCUCACAUGUACACACUUCUUUAUGAUACUUGUGCUUUCUACUGUGUAAAUAGUUUUUCAAUGAAAGAAACAAAAGUGUAUUUAUUUUCCUGGUCUUCCAACAUGGAGUCUAAAACAUC